AUGGGUGGACGGGGCCCGGGGGUGGUUGACAAGCUGGAUCUCGCCAAGGCGAGAGUCAGUUCGGGACGAGGAGUCGCGUGUAGGAAUCUCUUGAGUCAUGCGCAGGCGAUAAGUGAAGUGAAUGGUGGCAUUGAGCAGCUGGGCGCCACCAAGGUGGGAGUUGCUGAGAUUCGUUCCAGUUCUACACCUGCAUCCGUGCUCUCCGUUGCUCUUAAACCAUUCCGUCUCACCAACCGCGUUACUCCCUUUCCUUCUUGUUUCCCCGUGUCCCUCCUCCUACCCCUUGCUCUCCCUGUUGCGCCACUCUGUGCCGUGCGGCGUUCCGCCCAAGUGAGCCCCGCAGCACUCGUGCCCGCAUUCUGCUCCUCCUCGGGGCCGCUUCGCCUGGACGCCGCAAGCACCACGGGCAGCGCAGGUAGACCGGUGGCGGGUCCAGUGGAGCUGCAGGGUGAACGCAGAUUCAACAGUAGCGGCAGCGGUGUGGUGCUGCACUGGGCAGCUUGUGUGACAUUCAUCCUUGUUGACCUUGAUGACCCCAUUCAUCCUCUGCAUAAACCAGCUGUCCCCAUCUCAGGUGCUCCUCCUCUGCCCUCCAUCACCCUCCCAUCUGCUCCCACCAUUCCAGCCACGCAGCAUCACCAUAGCCAUUGCACCCUCAGACACCACCCCUCCCUCUCGCCCACCAUCACCUACGUUAUGACCAUCUGCUGUCACUCGAUUCUCCCCUCCAUGCCCUUCUAA
This is a messenger RNA of Closterium sp. NIES-65, 741 nucleotides long. Lineage: Eukaryota; Viridiplantae; Streptophyta; Zygnematophyceae; Desmidiales; Closteriaceae. The record is from the annotation of a GenBank genome assembly.